UGCUUUUGGUGCUUUCCAUGCGAGUCCUAAUCGCCUGCGAACCAGACCUGGCUCUCUUAUCGUGAGCGAGAGAAGAGAACGACACAAACCAUGCUCUUCUCUGAUAAAUCCAUAUAUCAACGAUGCCCCUCCUCGCCUUCUUCUUGUGCUUGAUCUCUCCCACCGCUACAUCUCGGAUCCUCAAUCGGUUGGCUCGUUUUCUCCGGCCGUAGGUUUUCGCAGUCGCUCCCACGCGUUUCGACUCGGUUUUGAGUAUUAAAGAUGGAACCCAUGGAUAUUGUUGGUAAAUCGAAAGAGGAUGCUUCGCUACCUAAAGCAACUAUGACCAAAAUUAUUAAAGAGAUGUUACCUCCAGACGUUCGCGUUGCAAGAGAUGCACAAGAUCUUUUGAUAGAGUGUUGUGUAGAGUUUAUAAACCUUGUAUCAUCAGAGUCCAAUGAAGUAUGCAGUAAAGAGGAGAAGCGGACGAUUGCGCCUGAGCAUGUACUCAAGGCGUUAGAGGUUCUUGGUUUUGGAGAGUACAUCGAAGAGGUUUAUGCUGCAUACGAGCAACACAAGCUUGAGACUAUGGACUCAUUAAAAGGUGGUAAAUGGAGCAAUGGAGCGGAGAUGACCGAGGAAGAAGCAGUAGCGGAGCAGCAAAGGAUGUUUGCUGAGGCACGUGCAAGAAUGAAUGGAGGUGCUAUUGCCCCAAAGCAACAACCAGAGACUGACCGAAGUUUAGAGAGCUAACCUUAGGGCCUUUUUAUUUUAUUAAACCAUAGGCAAGCUUCCUUGACUCUACUUUGUUUUGUGCUUCUAAUCUCUCCUUAUAUAGUGUACAAAAAGUCAUUUGAAGUGCACUAGCCAAUGUGGAUAUGCACUUAGAUUUGUACUUCAACUUAUGGAUCAUGUCUAUAACUUAAUGUAAUUAUUGCAAGUUUGUCCAAAAUCCAUCUUUAUUUUUCACAA
Jatropha curcas is the source of this 951-nucleotide messenger RNA. RefSeq names its product nuclear factor Y, subunit B13 (gene NF-YB13). Lineage: Eukaryota; Viridiplantae; Streptophyta; Magnoliopsida; Malpighiales; Euphorbiaceae. Gene Ontology annotation, molecular function: protein heterodimerization activity. The record is from RefSeq and is a predicted model, not a curated record.